Anopheles stephensi (Asian malaria mosquito) is the source of this 1938-nucleotide messenger RNA. RefSeq lists its product as uncharacterized. NCBI's taxonomy places the organism in Eukaryota, Metazoa, Arthropoda, Insecta, Diptera, Culicidae. The record is from RefSeq and is a predicted model, not a curated record. Bases 757 to 1842 code for a protein of 361 amino acids. Gene Ontology annotation, molecular function: nucleic acid binding. The transcript is spliced from 2 exons.
AGGGUUCACCGAUAGAUAGCAUACGGCGAGCAUACCUUAGCGGUUCGCGCAAACGUUUAAGAUAUCUGCGGCCAUCGAUAGCGAUUCGCAUGUACAAUUAGCGACUGGCCCAAAAUGGAUAGCGAUUCGCGUGCACACUUUAGUGAAUGUCAGAAUUCGGCGCGGUUUGAAAAUGUAGGUUUAUAUGACCCAGGUUGAGUAGUCGAGAUUUGAAAAAAAUCGUUUUAAUUUCAUUUUUUAUGUAAUUGGAAAGUUUUUGCACACAAAAGUGGUGUGAAAAUUAAUGUUCAUUAUCAUAAAGCAUAAAUUUAUUGAUUUUCAGCGUUGGUUAAAAAAAUAAUAACAAAACUAUGUGAAACAUGAGAAGAACAGCCAUGUGGAGAAUUCAAACAUGGAUGUAUAUACACGAAUUCAAAAUUGAUGCGCUCACGAAAAAAAAUCCGUUCAGGUAAUGAAAAUAUUUAGCAUAUUGGUCCAGCAACCGAAGCGUUCACAGUUUUACCAAACGAUUAACAAUCAGAGCAUCAUUUGCGGUAUAAUUAUACAUUCCUUCGUUGUUUUUGGUUUUGGCAAUCAUCCUUUUAAAGGUACGAAUUUCAGCACAAUUAAAAAGUGCUACAACUAGAAUUCUCAUUGAAUUUGAGUGUUUUCUAGGUGUUUGGCUACGAUAGGAGCUCUUGCUUGUUGAAGUGCGCCCGUGCAACAUUUUUCUUGUCGGUAAAUUUGUUUUAUUAACGCACCGUGAAAGAAUACAAUAUGAAUUCCAGCCAAAGCUCUGUACAAGAGGAAAAUGCAAGCUGCGCUAUGCAAGCACCUCGCCGCCGAAAAACUACCAGCAACGAAGAUAGAGAGCGCUUGGUAACGGCGUAUGAAAACGGAGGCACUGCAGCUACGAUUAGCGAAAUGUUUAAUUUGAAAAAACCGACUGUCCAUGGCAUCAUCAAAAAAUACCAAACCCAAUGGCAAAUCGAGGCAAAGAAGCGUGGUGGCAACAGAUCUAAACUAUUGUCGCAGCAAGCCGUAAAUGAUGUUCGGAACUGGGUCGACGAGGACUGCACGGUGACGCUUAAAGCACUCGCAGAGAAAGUGUUCGAACAACACGGUGUUCGAGUUUCGUCCACAACCACAGCGAGGGAAAUAAAAGGAUUCAACUACUCUCUGAAGAUGGUCAAACUGUUACCGGAGGGACGCAACACACCAACGACUGUCGAAGACAGGAAACAUUACGCUACACAAUUUUAUGAAAUUGCGCGCGGAAUUCCGGAUAAUGGUUUAAUCUAUUUAGACGAAGUAGGAUUUAACGUCCGUAUGCGUACGCUAAAAGGACGAUCGCAGAGAGGAACACCGGCCACCAUCACCGUUCCACAGUUAAGGACUAGGAACAUCUCCAUCAUUUGUGCUAUGCAUCGGUACGGCGUGCUGCUUUACACCACACACACUCGAUCCGUAAACCGUGAACGGUUUAUACAGUUUAUUGAAGAACUAAAGCAAACCCUGCGAUCGAAGAACAUUAACAGCAGCUACUUUAUAAUGGAUAAUGUAGCUUUCCACAAAACACCCGCAGUAAGAGUUGCAAUCGGAAAUGAUAGCGACAAACCUUUAUAUCUACCACCCUACUCACCAUUCCUUAAUCCUAUUGAAAAUCUUUACAGCCAGUGGAAGAAUUUUGUGAGGCGAAGCAAUCCUUCAAAUGAGGAUCAAUUGAUGCAAGCGAUUCGGAAUGGAUCCAGGCUAAUAACCGCACAGGAUUGCGAUGGCUACAUUUCGAAAAUGUGGCAAUACAUGACUCGUUGUUUGAGGGGCGAAGAAAUUUUAGAUUUAGUUAUGUAUAAAUAUAUAUAAGAUUAGAAAGUAAGAUUUUAGUUUUAAUGUGUAACAUAUUGUACUGACGAUGCUUAAAAAGAUGAAAUGUAAAUAAUGCUGCCGGACGAAUUAAAA